Messenger RNA from Carica papaya (papaya), 1057 nucleotides. NCBI's taxonomy places the organism in Eukaryota, Viridiplantae, Streptophyta, Magnoliopsida, Brassicales, Caricaceae. The record is from RefSeq and is a predicted model, not a curated record.
UUGCUUAUUUCUGCAAUUCCGUUGUCUGAUUUGCUAACAUGGCGGAGAAGAAGGGGAAACAUCCUUUCCGCAGUCUCUUUCCUCCUCCUCCCUCUAAAAAAGAAAGGCAAGACGACGACGACGACGAUGAUGAUGAGAGAAGAAACAGAUAACGAUGAAGAGUGGACCGAUUCUAGUUUCAGUGGAGAUUGGAGUGAUUUGAGUGGGGACGAUGGACGUGAAACUGAUGAGGAAAAUGAGGGAGACGACGACGACGACGACGACGACGACGACGAAGACUACGACGAAGACGAUGAAGACGAGGACGACGAGGAGUCUCUCUUCAACAGAGUCAUAUUCCUUCUGAAAGAAGGGGGUGAUUUAAAAGCCUUAAAUGUCAGAAAGUGCAAAGCAUAUUUGAGGAAGCAUGGCCUCAGAAUAGCUGGUACAAAGGCUAUCUGUAUGCAGAGAAUCCUCGAACAUUGGAGGAUAAAAGAUGGAAAUGGUGAAAAAUUGUAUCCUAGAUCGUCUUUUAUAAUCAAUUGUACAGGUGAUGUCUGUCGAGGAGAUGUUGUUCUCUUCACGCAAAGGGUUUUUGAAAAGUUUGAUAAGGUGAGGAGACAUGGGAGGCUUCUGGGAAAAAGAACUGUUGCUGGGAGGGUUAUUAAGGAAAGCUAUGGUGCAGCUAAACAACAACACACAUUCACAGUUGAAGUUCUCUGGAGCAAGGGUAUUAAGAAAUUGCACCCCCUUUUCCCCCUGCUUGUGAAGGGCCGGAACCUUUAUAAAUUGAAAACUUUCAGACAGCGUUGGAAUAAUGAGGGAGAAAGACACAAGAUACUUGCUGAGAAGCACAGUCGAGGUACAGCAGCUAGACUGGUUAGAGCAAUGAAGAAAAGAAGGAAGGCACGGUCUGGUAGUGAAAAUGGAGAUGAAUAACCUUGUCGGAGGAGGGUUAAGGUAGCAGUUUGUGCAAAGCUUGGUUUUCUGGUUCAUAUAUUCAAUGAUUUGUUGAGAUGUGUUAUACAACCAUAAGUAAUUUUAGUUCCAUUUGCUUUUUAUAUGGAUGAGAAUCACC